Molecule: messenger RNA, 288 nt
Organism: Baudoinia panamericana UAMH 10762
Lineage: Eukaryota; Fungi; Ascomycota; Dothideomycetes; Mycosphaerellales; Teratosphaeriaceae
Exons: 2
Coding region: 1-288 (95 amino acids)
Source: RefSeq, a predicted model, not a curated record
AUGGCGAGUACCGUCCAACUCCUCGCCUGGCUUGCGGCCGCCUACGUCCUCCAUCAACUCGCUCUAGCAUUCUACCGUCUCUACUUCUCUCAUAUAGCUCAUAUUCCAGGACUGAAGCUCGCGGCCAUCACCAUCUUCUACGAAGCUUACUGGGAUUCGCGGCCCGAUCAGGAUUUGGUGAGUCUCCGAGAGGUUACAACAGGGUCGUAUCGCGAGGCUUACAAUGAGGCGGUUGCUGAAGGCCGGAGGGAGCAGGAGGAGAAGACAAAGCGACGGACUGGAGUUUAG